GCCCGGGAGGUGCGGUCUCGGCUAACAGCUGAUUCUUCCCGGGAUCCCGGGCCGCCGCCUUCGGCACCCAGGGGACCGGAUCUUCCCGCCUGGACCCAAGAGCCUGGCCCCCCUCUUCCCGGAGCUCUGUCUUCCGGCCCCCAGACUCAGGCUCCCCAGCUCUCCGUUUCCAGGACCCAGGCACCCCAGGUCCCCGCCUCCCGGAUCUGCGCCACCAGGACCUAGCCUCUUGAAGACCUCUGCCGCCUGGGCGCCUUCAGCCUUCCGGAGCCAAGGACCCCAGGUCCCAGCUUGAGAAACUCCCGUAUUCCUAACCCCCAGGGUAAAGAACCCCAGGUGCUCCCACCUCCCAGCUUUCACCGCCGGGCGCAAACGAAGAGCAGAGGAGCCCCAGCGCCCAGCCUAGGGAAUCUCAAACACUCCAGCUUCCAAGAGACAAGGAACUUAAGCGCUGUGAACUCACAACUCCAGGGAACCCUCCAAAGUUCCAGCCUCCAGGCUCUGUUAACUUAACAAAGUUUUAAGGAACGAUAGCGUCCUGGGAAGGAGCCCCAAGCGCUCCCAGCUUCCAGGCUCUGAGGAACCCCGGGGCGUUCAUCAUGGUGGCCGAUCCGCCUAAGGGAGACCCCAAGGAGUACGCGGCGGCGGAGCCCACCGCCAACGGUGUCUCGGCGUUGGUCCCCCUAGAGGACCUCGGCUCGGAAAAAGGCGGCUGUUGCGGCUCCGGGGACCAGGUGCGCCGCUGCCUUCGCGCCAACCUGCUGGUGCUGCUGACAGUGGUGGCAGUGGUGGCGGGCGUGGCUCUGGGGCUGGGGGUCUCAGGGGCCGGCGGCGCGCUAGCGCUGGGCCCAGCGCGCCUGGAGGCCUUUGCCUUCCCGGGCGAGCUGCUGCUGCGCCUGCUGAAGAUGAUUAUCUUGCCGCUGGUGGUGUGCAGCCUGAUCGGCGGCGCGGCCAGCCUGGACCCGAGCGCGCUCGGCCGCCUGGGCGCCUGGGCGCUGCUCUUUUUCCUGGUUACUACACUGCUAGCGUCGGCGCUCGGCGUGGGCUUGGCGCUCGCACUGCAGCCGGGCGCCGCCUUCGCCGCCAUCAACAGCUCCGUCGAGGCCACGGGCUCCGUGGAAGAGGCCCCCAGCAAGGAGGUGCUCGAUUCGUUCCUGGAUCUUGUGAGAAAUAUCUUCCCCUCCAACCUGGUGUCCGCAGCCUUCCGCUCAUAUGCUACCUCCUAUAAGGAGAGAUUGUUCAACGGAACCCAGGUGAAGGUGCCCAUGGGGGGUGAGGUAGAGGGUAUGAACAUCCUGGGCCUGGUGGUGUUUGCCAUCAUCUUUGGCGUGGCCCUGCGGAAGCUGGGGCCUGAGGGAGAGCUGCUCAUCCGCUUCUUCAACUCCUUCAACGAUGCCACCAUGGUGCUGGUCUCCUGGAUCAUGUGGUAUGCCCCUGUGGGCAUCUUGUUCCUGGUGGCCGGCAAGAUCAUGGAGAUGGAGGACGUGGGGAUGCUCUUCGCCAGUCUCGGCAAAUACAUCCUGUGCUGCCUGCUUGGCCACGCCAUCCACGGGCUUCUGGUGCUGCCGUUCAUCUACUUCUUCUUCACCCGCAAGAACCCCUACCGGUUCCUGUGGGGCAUCAUGACGCCGCUGGCCACUGCCUUUGGGACCUCCUCCAGCUCUGCCACGCUGCCGCUGAUGAUGAAGUGCGUGGAGGAGAAGAACGGCGUGGCCAAGCACAUCAGCCGCUUCAUUCUGCCCAUCGGUGCCACUGUCAACAUGGACGGUGCCGCGCUCUUCCAGUGUGUGGCGGCAGUGUUUAUUGCACAGCUCAAUCAGCGAUCCUUGGACUUCAUGAAGAUUAUCACUAUCCUGGUCACCGCCACAGCAUCCAGUGUGGGCGCCGCGGGCAUCCCCGCCGGAGGUGUCCUCACUUUGGCCAUCAUCCUCGAGGCGGUCAGCCUGCCAGUUCACGACAUCUCCUUGAUCUUGGCUGUGGACUGGCUAGUCGACCGGUCCUGUACUGUCCUCAACGUGGAAGGUGACGCCUUUGGGGCAGGACUCCUCCAAAAUUACGUGGAUCGCACAGAGUCCCGCAGUUCAGUGCCUGAGCUGAUCCAUGUGAAGAGUGAGGCGCCCUUGGCUGCGCUGCCGGACCACACCGAGGAAGGGAACCCUCUCCUCAAACGCUGUCCAGGACCUGCUGGGGACGCUGACACCUGUGAGAAGGAAUCAGUCAUGUAAAUCCCAGUAGGGACCCUCCCUGCCCCAGUCGGGGGGUGGGGUGCUUUGGACAUUGGAAUCAUGCGGCAUGGAUGAACGGACAAACAGGGCCUCUUGGAGAGUCCCACCCACACACUCGGGGAGCCACAGGCCUCAGCUUCCCUCCCUGCCAUGAGAUCUGGGAGGCCUCACUGCUGGGGUAUAUGCGUUUGCUUGUGUGUGUGUGACUGUCUGUCCCCAAAUCUCCCCAGUCGUCAACUCCUGUCCUCACCCAAGGCUAGGAAACAGCAAGAUGGAGAAAUAGCGGCCUCCACACCCCAUCCUGGGAGCCUGCAUGGCCUCGUGUCUCAGGGCACAGGGCACCAUGGGAAAUUCUUCCCUCUUCGAGCAGAAGGAUGUUCUGACAGGUUGCUGGCUCCUUUGAUGGUUAUUUUGGUGGCUGUAGCUCUAGCUGUGUGUGUGUGUGUGUGUGUGUGUGUGUGUGUGUUCUGUGACUCUCCACGGUACAAUCCCACCCUGUCCCCAGGCCCUCUGUUCCCUUCACAGUAACAGAAACACUCCCGGGAACCCUGAGGGGAGACUGAGGACACACACUGCUGUUACUCCAGAGGAUGCUUUUCAGCAAUAAAAUUGUCAAGUGU
Globicephala melas (long-finned pilot whale) is the source of this 2845-nucleotide messenger RNA. RefSeq names its product solute carrier family 1 member 5 (gene SLC1A5). Gene Ontology annotation, cellular component: plasma membrane. Gene Ontology annotation, biological process: L-aspartate import across plasma membrane. The record is from RefSeq and is a predicted model, not a curated record. Lineage: Eukaryota; Metazoa; Chordata; Mammalia; Artiodactyla; Delphinidae. Gene Ontology annotation, molecular function: L-aspartate transmembrane transporter activity; neutral L-amino acid transmembrane transporter activity; symporter activity.